GCCAUCCAUCCCCCCCCACCGCCACAAAACAAAAAUUUGGAUGCACCACGCGUGGUUCCUCCGGGGCCCGGCACACCCCCCUUAUAAUCCGUAAAAAAUAAAACCGGGGCCCCCCCCCCCCCCCCUGUAUUGUAACUGUUUCAUCUUUAUUACAGUAUGCAAUUAAUUCACAAAUUGAAUAGCGUGGUUAUGAUCCGAAUGAAUCGAAAAUUAUCUUAAAAGCACGAGAGGGUAAAAGCUAUAUUCGAACGGAAGACAUUCUUGAAGCACUAAGACGUGAGGGUGAAUCGAUUGCACUGGUAUUAAUACGAGGUAUUCAUUAUUAUACCGGGCAAUUAUUCGACAUUGAAACAAUUACGCGUGGUGCACAUGAACAAUAUCUGAAUAGUGGAGCAGGAUGCAUUGGUGGUUUAUUUAUUCACUCAAAUCAUUUUCAAAGUAACUUAUUCAAAUUGAAUGGGUGGUGGGGAAAUCGUGAUUUCACCAGCUUCGUUAUGGGUGAUGUUACAGCUGGUGGUGGUUUCGGCCUUCCUUCGGUUCCGUCCGUCAGCCGACUUACCAACAUUUGUCAAAAAUUUGAAACACAUGCUAUCGUCAAAAACAGAAAAAUCGACGAAAAAGAGCGGUUUCAGAGUAUCAAUCCACAUUAA
This is a messenger RNA of Didymodactylos carnosus, 650 nucleotides long. The record is from the annotation of a GenBank genome assembly. Lineage: Eukaryota; Metazoa; Rotifera; Eurotatoria; Philodinida; Philodinidae.